CGUACAUUAAUUCCCGCAAAAGUAUUCGAACGAAUCAAUACCGUAUCAAUUUCGUCAGACGACAAACUGAAACCAGCCACUAAUAAGCGGAGUAACCGAUCGCUCGUAAACACGAACCUCCGUAGCUCCGUGAAAUUUCGCAACUGUAGUAUCAGCAGAGGAAGGGCAUCUCGAGUCAAAGAUCAGCUUCAAUUAGAUGUAAUUUCCACGUCUCGCGAAGCUUUCAUCGACAGCCGUUCUGUAUAUGCAUACGAUACAGCGCGUGUAUAGACGGGCGCAUACCUGCGAUGCAUACCGAGACGAUCAUGAUCGUGAUUCGAAGGCACGCGCACGGCCCAUUCCAAAUCAAACUGCGACUAAUUGAUCGCGCGUGCACCUGAUGUCGUGAGCUAUACCGUCUAUAGCCCUAAUAGAACUUAUUGACUAUCUGGGAUUUGAUGAAAAGCAUAGGGUACUCUUAGAUUUUAGGAUGUUAUUUGAUUUUGGGAUGUUAUUUGCUAAGUUACAGUUACUAUGAGUAUUCACGAAAUUCCCCUCUGAUGAAGCAAUAACUUUACAAAACGACCGCCUCUCGAGUGACGAUAACUAAUGUUUGCGCACGCUACAAUCGCUCGAAUUUACCCACAGUAAGCGCAACUUAUACUUAUAAAAAAAAAUUGGAAUGAUAAUUAAAAUGAGCUGUACAAGCGCUGAAGCUGAUUUCAUCAGAAUCAGGUCAGAUGUACAAACAUUCGAACAAUGUCUGUGAUCGUGGAAAGACCUACAGUGUGCUUUAAUAAAACAGUGUGAAUCAACAAGACAAUUUCAAGUGUAUAACAGUUUAUAAUGUCAACUGUAAAGAGACUUUUAUUAUUCACUGUUCUCUGUUUACAUUUGGCCAGAAGCACGCAAAAAAUUAUACACAAUAGUUAUACUGAAGCUGAUGACGGUUAUAACCUAUACGUCAACUUUCAAGCAUACUGGUCCAGUAGCAAUAACCAGAAUUUAACUUACGUCACGUGUCGGAGGCCGACUCGAGAAUAUCGAAUCUUCGAUGAGAGAAAUUGCACGGUUGUCUCGCGAACGAAUCCCGAAAAAUCUUGUCCCGUGACUUUUAAGACAAAUGAUGAAUCAAGGUUUAUCAAGGAGUAUCUCGAAGUAUUUCCAUUUGGGCCUGAAAGAGCCAUUAUUAUCUGGGGCGAUUACCAUGUGGACGAUUACGAGCCCACGAGUGUAAAAUGCACUAUCGUUAAUUUAACUACUUGUCAAAGCACACAUACAGAGUUGCCAGUGACUAUUCCGCAGACGUAUGACUAUUUCUUGGCCAAUUCAAAUUACGUUAUUCAUGAGAAUUCUUUUGAGUUUAUAAUAAUACUAACAAAAUAUAAACAAGUUCUAAACAAAUAUCACAUCGAUACCGAAGGGAAUAUUAUCUCCAAGUCAGAACCAUGGCAUACAACUAAUCAAUCCAUAAACUUUGGCCCUCCGUAUCCAAUCGUGAUCAAUUCAGAAGUUAAAAGUUUCAUAUACGGACAUUACUUCUAUGAUGGGAAAACGAUUGAUGCACCCCAAUGGAUUUUAUCUAAUAACGGCACGGAAACACUACUUAAACAGUAUACAGCGGAUGCAUAUUCUUAUGCUGAAGACAUAGCUAUCUCUCACAAUACCAUCGGAGUGGUAAUGAGCGCAGAGCUUUCCGAUGGUACUUCUUCAGUUGGUGUCUAUCAGUUCGACCUGGACGGCAAUCGCAAGCUAAAUAUGACGCUGAACUUUAAAUUUAAAGUAACGAAUGUGGCACUUGUUAAUAUUGCUGAUGGUGGAUUCAUUUUAACUGUUGGGAGAACUUUUAAUAAUGGGCAACACCUACUGAAUGUACUAAAAAUAUCGGCUGAUCGAAAAAUCAGUUCUGUAAAGGAUUUGGGAGGAGAUGACUGCGAUGCUAAAUCGACAUUCCAAUUGUUUGAGAACAAGCCAAAGGAGUAUUGCGUGGCCUUUUUAUGCACCCAAUCUCGCCGGAACAACUAUGGAGGACCUCACGGAAGACAGUUUAUAAAACUUUUGAUCGACUGCUAUACCGAUGAUUUAUUUACCGUUGAUGAUAAUUAUACUCGUGUUGACUACACUAUAGGUGAUACUACACAAUAAUGCAUAAUCUUUGAUGCUUUUAUUCAUAUAAAUCAUACAGAGUAUAUGCAUGUAAAUUGAAAAGCUUGUAAUAAAUGCCUGCUGUGUGUUUUAU
Molecule: messenger RNA, 2218 nt
Organism: Nasonia vitripennis (jewel wasp)
Lineage: Eukaryota; Metazoa; Arthropoda; Insecta; Hymenoptera; Pteromalidae
Exons: 2
Coding region: 826-2124 (432 amino acids)
Source: RefSeq, a predicted model, not a curated record